Molecule: messenger RNA, 788 nt
Organism: Phytophthora nicotianae INRA-310
Lineage: Eukaryota; Oomycota; Peronosporomycetes; Peronosporales; Peronosporaceae
Exons: 1
Coding region: 1-735 (244 amino acids)
Source: RefSeq, a predicted model, not a curated record
AUGGGUCUCGUCGCCUCCACCGACCGUCGUCCUGUCUUCUACUUCAUCGGCGACUCCAUCACCGAACAGGCCAGUGAUCCAAGCAAGUCCGGCUUCAUCACCCUCCUACAGAACCACUAUGUGCGAUCAGUCGAUACGAUCAACCGCGGACUCUCGGGCUACAAUACCAAAUGGGUACUACAACACGGUAUGCCGAUUUUCACCAAGGAACUACAGUUCCACUAUUCCGCGUCGUUCGUCACGCUGUUCCUGGGAGCCAACGACGCGAUCGUGGGCGGUCCGGACUUAGUUGUCCAUGUACCACUGGAAGAAUAUCGAGCCAAUCUACAGAAGAUGCUGCACAUGAUCCAGCCGUUGUUGGCUCCGGGAGGCAAAGUCCUGUUGAUCACUCCACCUUGUAUCAUUGACUCGGAGCGCCACGGAGAUCGCUCUAAUGCUUCUGCUGGGAAAUAUGCUCGCGCGUGUGUGGAGCUGGCAGCGGCGGAGAACGUGCACGUGCUGGACUUACACACAUACUUCAAUACUGCGUUCCCGGAUGUGAAAGAGCGUCAGACAUGUUUCGUUGAUGGGCUGCAUUUCUCAGCUAAAGGACACAAAGAAGUCGGGAAGCUGUUGAGUGUAGCCAUCAAUGGGAUGUUUGACAAGGAGGAACUCAAGCGUUUCGACAAAUGGCAACUUCCAGACUGGCAUGAUUUUAUUCACGAGAGGUCUUCGUCACCUGAAGCGAGUAUCUAGUCUCAAUGCUGAUGGUGCUGGAAUACGUCUUCAUUAUAUCUUUCCUUCCCAAG